GUAAACAUGCUUCUCCCUUUCCUCCUUCACACACGCACACAUAAAUAAACGCACGCGCCGACGUUAACACGCGGCCGAGCGCGCCACCACAAAACUUGCCACGGCUCCCGCCACAAGGGCAAAAACAGGAAAGCAUCCAGAAAGUUGGGCAACGUGGCGCGCUUCCUCUCCCCCCCCCGCGCCUCCUCCCAACUCCCCUCACGCGCGCGCCUGGGUGCGUGUUUUCGUUUUUCCAGUUCUCCUCACGGAAAGCUUCUCUCAUUUGUUUUCCUCACCGUUGUACUUUUUUCUCCUUCCUUAACUACAGUACUUGAAGAAAGACAGUGGUGGUUGGUGGUGGGAGGAAGCACAACUUUGGAAGGGGUGCCCCCACCCCCUUUUUUAUUUUUUUGCCUCCACUUGGAACAGGGAAGAGAAUAAAUCAAUAAAGGCGGAGCGGCGACCGCGGGAAUAAAAGUGGUAGCAGCAGAAGGACAUCCAGUUACAAUUAAAAGGGAAGUUACUUCUCUUUGGAGGAAAAGAAAACUGAGUUACCUCCAUGGAAGACACUCAGGAUUUAAAUGAACAGUCAGUGAAGAAAGCGUGCACAGAUUCAGAUGUUUCAGAACCUCAGAAUUCCAGAUCUAUGGAAAUGCAGGAUCUAGCAAGCCCUCAUAAUCUUGUGGGAAGCAGUGAAACACCUGGUAGUUCUAAACUGGACAAAUCUAAUCUUAGCAGCACAUCUGUUACAACAAAUGGAACAGGCGGAGACAACAUGACUGUUUUAAACACUGCAGACUGGUUACUGAGUUGCAGCACUCCCUCUUCUGCAACAAUGUCUCUUCUUGCAGUCAAAACAGAACCUAUGAACAGUAGUGAAUCAACAGCAACAACAAGUGGAGAUGGAUCUCUUGACACGUUUACUGGGUCAGUAAUAACAAGUAGUGGCUACAGUCCAAGAUCAUCACAUCAGUAUUCGCCUCAGCUAUAUUCUUCCAAGCCCUAUCCACAUAUUCUUUCUACUCCAGCAGCACAGACAAUGUCUGCCUAUGCCAGUCAGACCCAGUAUUCAGGAAUGCAGCAGCCAGCAGUGUAUACAGCCUAUUCACAGACUGGGCAACCUUACAGUUUACCCACUUACGAUUUGGGUGUAAUGUUGCCAGGCAUCAAGACAGAAAGUGGACUUUCACAAACGCAAUCACCCUUGCAGUCCGGGUGCCUUAGUUACAGCCCAGGAUUCUCCACACCACAGCCAGGCCAGACACCAUAUUCAUACCAAAUGCCAGGUUCUAGUUUUACACCAUCCUCCACUAUUUAUGCAAACAAUUCAGUCUCAAAUUCUACAAACUUCAGUAGUUCACAACAGGAUUAUCCAUCAUAUACAACUUUUGGCCAAAACCAAUAUCCACAGUAUUAUUCAACAUCAACAUAUGGAACAUAUAUGACCUCAAACAACACCACAGAUGGUACCUCUUCUUCAUCAUCAACGUACCAGCUCCAGGAAUCUCUCCCUGGGCUCACUAGUCAACCAGGUACAGAUCUUCAUCCAGGAGAGUUUGACACUGUACAGAGCCCUUCAACACCAAUCAAAGAUCUGGAUGAAAGGACGUGUAGGAGUUCUGGGUCAAAAUCAAGGGGCAGAGGGCGGAAAAAUAACCCAUCACCCCCUCCUGACAGUGACUUGGAGCGCGUAUUUGUUUGGGAUUUGGAUGAAACUAUCAUUGUCUUCCAUUCACUUCUUACAGGAUCUUAUGCACAAAAAUAUGGAAAGGAUCCACCUGUGGCAGUGACUCUUGGACUUCGAAUGGAAGAAAUGAUUUUUAAUCUUGCAGAUACACAUUUAUUUUUCAAUGACUUAGAGGAAUGUGAUCAAGUACAUAUAGAUGACGUUUCGUCAGAUGACAAUGGACAAGACCUAAGUACCUACAGUUUUGCAACUGAUGGCUUCCAUGCAGCUGCAAGUAGUGCAAACCUUUGUCUGCCAACAGGUGUAAGAGGAGGAGUUGACUGGAUGAGGAAGCUGGCAUUCCGCUAUAGAAGAGUAAAAGAAUUAUAUAAUACUUACAAGAACAAUGUAGGAGGACUUCUUGGCCCUGCAAAAAGAGAUGCAUGGCUGCAGUUAAGAGCAGAGAUUGAAGCUCUCACUGACUCCUGGCUAACAAAUGCACUUAAAUCACUAUCAAUUAUUAGCACAAGGAGUAACUGUGUAAAUGUUUUGGUAACAACAACUCAACUUAUACCAGCCCUUGCAAAAGUCCUGCUGUAUAGUUUAGGAGGUGCAUUUCCUAUUGAAAAUAUUUACAGUGCAACUAAAAUAGGAAAAGAAAGCUGUUUUGAGCGUAUAGUGUCCAGGUUUGGCACUAACAUAACUUAUGUUGUGAUUGGAGAUGGCCGAGAUGAGGAGCAUGCAGCUAACCAGAUGCAGUACAGGUGCUGGGAUUGUCUUGUAGUUUUCCCCCCCAGAAAAUCAGCACAACAUGCCUUUCUGGAGAAUAUCUAGUCACUCGGACCUCCUGGCUCUACACCAAGCGCUGGAAUUAGAGUAUUUGUAACUGCUGUCACAUAGUUGACAAAUACUUUUUAUAUUUCAAAGUACACUGAUAUUUUUUAUGUGUGAUCCAGUGCCUCUGGCUUUUACACAUAUGUAUGGUCUUAAGAAGGAAAAGCAAUAUUUGGAAUGAAAAUUCCAUUGUGAAGAAUUGAGAUCACGGAUUGGUGGAGUUACAAGUUUUAAUUCUACACAAGGAUGUUCUACAUGGUCUUAUACACACAACAUUUUUGACGAUUAAAGAACUAUAAAAGAAGGUUGCUGGUACACACCAAUGAGCCCUAGCCAGAGUGAACAGCUUUUGCAAUGGACUCAGACUGGGAAAGCAAUGACACGCGUUUUCUGAUCGACAAGGGUGGUAUUCAACAACAUUCCUCACUAUGGGAUAUAUUCUCAGCACUGAGGUUUGAAUCAAACUUUAGUCUACCUAACCCAAAAAAUCUGAAUUGGAAUGUACUCAAACUGUGCAUUGACAAUCCUGUCUAGAUCUGUAAUAUGUGUAAAUUAUUGAUGAAAAUAAUUUACUGUGACUUUAUUAGCAGCUGACUUUGGAAGUGGAUGCAAUUUCUUUCAUUUUGGAGGUGUGUGGGAUGGGGGUAUAUAAUAAUUAUUAUUGUCUCUCUUAUAAGUUUGGCAAACAGAAUGUGCAUAAUGAUGUGUUGUGCCUUAAAAGACAAGAUCUUGUUUGUGUGUUACAAUGUAACAUUGGUUUAAAAUAAUGUAGAUAAAAGAAAUAAACCUUUGUGAUAAUUUUUGAGAUGACCAAAUUUCAAAUUCAAAUAAUCAAAAGACAAGGGUGUGUAUCAAAAGCACUUAAAAGUUUGUUGCAGUAAGGGGUGGGGGAAGUAUAAUAAUUGACAGCUGGUGCUUUUAUUUAGUUUCUUAAUAAUUCCACAGAUUGCAGGAGGCAAGUAACUUAAGAGAAUGUCAAGAGGCUGAAGUGAUAUUGGGCACUGUGGGAUUAAUAAUUAAAAUGGCUGAUUACUUGAGAACCAUUUCUCCAUUUUCAUCUUUAAAGGAAGAAAACAAGUACUUGCACUGCAAGGAGCUUGAUUUCAUAAAGUACAUGUAAGGAGCCGCAAAUUAUUUCCCAUUUACCAAGUCUCAAAUUGUUAGCCAGUAGGUUACAUGAAAACAUGGUUGAUUCCUUCAAAAAAUAUACAAUGUGCCCUCUCCUUCCUUGUGUGCUGUUCUGGGGGAUUCUCCCAACCCACCCAAGCCAAUUUGGGAAAUGUGUACAGGGGAAGAAGAGUGAGGAACUCUCUUUGAGCAAGUGGAAAUCCUUGUGUGGGCUUCUGGUAGUGGGAUCAGUUAUCUGGCCCUUGGUAGCCACCAUUUUGUUGGAGUACAGUUCAAAUUGCCUCCCCAUUGACCAUGCUGGCUGAGGCUAAUAAGACUUAUAGUGCAGCAACAUUGGGGGGAUGGGACACUAUGUUCACUAGUCCAACUUUAGGUUGUUCACAGUAUGUUGUAGCCAACAGUCCAGGAAUUUCCACCAGCAUGUUGUUUAUUAAAACAUUUUCUAACUAAUUUUAAGCUUGGAGAAAAAGUUCAGCAUAGCACUCAAUGGAACUCUUUCCUUUCUCCCCUCUGUGGUCAGCCCUUUACCACACAUAUCACGCAUGCUAGCCAUUACUUUCAACAGUAGACCAGUGUGUGUGUCCUGUAUUCUUACCAUCUCCAUGGCUCCAGCUUGCAAGUUACUCUGUGCAUGUGUAGCCACUGUGUGUGUGUGCAUGCCAUUGCUCACAAUGGCGGGACAGGAUGUGCUUUCCAUAUACCUAUCCAGCCAUUAUAUGCUCUGCUUUCUAGCUCUCUGCCUACCAGUUACACCUUUUGUUGACAUGUGGCUUGUGGAAUGGAUGCUUGGGAAGGAGAGAGGUAAUACUGGGGCAGCUAUAGAUCAGCCCCUUAUUAAUGCCUGCUGCACUAUGGUAUGCAUGCAUGGCAAAGGGCCAGCUGGAUACAGACAGUGCUCCAUGGAACUGUUUUCAGAUACCCUCCUACAGACACAACUGCAUUUGUGUAGGGUGAAUGAUGUACUUAAUUUUCUAUUUUUUAUAUUGAAAUUCUAAUUAUUGGAGUAAAUUUAUGUCAUUUUAUUUCUGAAAAGGUUUAUCUUUAAUAACAGCACUGGUGUAGAAUAAUUCAGUGUGAUAAUUCGGUUUCUGGUUUUCUUUCUAGUAAUGUUCCAGGAAAGAGAAUUAUAUAUACGUGUCCCUACACUCUUGUUCUCUACUUUGCAGUCCCAGUGUUUUAAUUAAUCUCAAAUAACAAGUUCUCCAGUAUCGACUUUUGGUGCAAAAGAUCCUUAAAAUAGUGUAUGAUGAGCCAUAUGCCAUCCCACUAUGCAGUGGGUACAUAUAUACUGUUAUUUGGGAGGAUGAAAAAACUUCAAGUUUUGUAGCUUCAAAGAUAAAAAGGCACAUAUGCAGUUAUGUCAUAAAAAUAAUCAGUUUGUGUGAAAUGUAACCCAUUCCUGUUUUCCCAUUUGUAAGGUUCUUUAGUAAACGCACAACCUUUACAAUAACUGAUGUGCACAGAAAUCAGUAUUUUAGCUCCCUAGGGCACAGAAAAAGAGGGCAGAGGAACAGGCGUUAAGUGAAUCAGAUUAUAAUGUGAAUGUAAAACCUGUACUACCUGCAAUUGACAUAUGCAGCACAAUCCCACGCGUGGUUACGCAGGAGUACAUCCAACUGUGUUGAGUGUGGCUUAUUUCCAGGAAAGUGUGCACAGAAUUGCAGAUUCAGAUUCUCUGCUGUGCUGUGUCCUGCAUUAACAAUAUUCGUAACCAGCCGGAGAGAGGGUCAGUGUUGCGACUUCUUAGGCUAAUGUGUAAAAGUGUUUUUCACUGAUGCAACAAUAGCCAGGAAGGAUGGGAUAUAUAGUCAAAAAUAUCUGGAGGGCUCCAUAUGGGCUGACCCUGUGCUAAUCUGUGCUGGAUUUUGCCCUUGUGGACAUACCAAAAAGGAAUACUUAAAUCAUCAUGUCAGAUAAUGAAGUUCCUUGCUCCGCAUUGAUGCAUUCCGAUGCAUAAAUCUGAGUGAGAUAUCUCUUUGGUUCAACUACUUACAGGCUAUUGAUUCAAGGUUUUUUGUUUAAAGGAAAGGUACUUGGCAUAUAUACUUUUUUAAAAAGGCAGCCAUGUUGGUCCAUAAGGGAAAACUCCAAAAUCUGCAGCUUGAAUGUGUUUUUUAGGACCAACCAAAAUGUCACUAAACAGGAGAAUUUUGAGUUCCCCCGAACUUGUCAUCAAGCUAGACUCGUGUUAUAAAUGUAGAUUUCUUGCAGAGAUUUUUUCUUCAACCAUUUUUAAAGAGAUAUAUUCCAAUGACACACAGAGAAUGAAAACCAGCUUAUGUUGACAAAAAUGUAGAAUACCAUUAAUGCAUAUUUUAUUCUUCAGAAAUAGUGUGUAGUUGACAGUAUGAUGUGGUCACAACAGAUACACAGUUCUGAUGUGGUCUGUAUUCAUUGAGUCCCCCCCCCCAAUAUUUCCAUUAAUAUUCUGAUUCACAAAAACUCAUAUAAAUGAUGUUGAUGCUGGAGGGAGAGGGGGCUAGGUUUGCAAUUGCAAGCCCUUCUACACCAGCCUCUGUGUCUAGAGAGAAGUGAGGUCUGUAGGCCUCCACUGCAGUAACAGCCCAAGUUUUGGGUAACCUGCCUCCAGUGUUGUCCCAAAAUGGUCAUUUUGUGGUGGGGCACACAGAAAUUCAACGUUCUUCAGAUUCCCUGAGGGGUCUGAUCCUCAGCUAUACCAGCCUUGAAACUGUCACAAUAAAAACUGGUGGAAAACACCCUCUUCCUGUUCUCUGACCUAGCUGGCAGUAAUCAAAGAGAAAAUCUUAAUAACAA
This is a messenger RNA of Podarcis muralis (Common wall lizard), 6382 nucleotides long. RefSeq names its product EYA transcriptional coactivator and phosphatase 4 (gene EYA4). NCBI's taxonomy places the organism in Eukaryota, Metazoa, Chordata, Lepidosauria, Squamata, Lacertidae. The record is from RefSeq and is a predicted model, not a curated record. Gene Ontology annotation, cellular component: nucleus. Gene Ontology annotation, molecular function: protein tyrosine phosphatase activity. Gene Ontology annotation, biological process: positive regulation of DNA repair; multicellular organism development; negative regulation of extrinsic apoptotic signaling pathway in absence of ligand.